This is a messenger RNA of Protomyces lactucae-debilis, 635 nucleotides long. RefSeq lists its product as uncharacterized. Lineage: Eukaryota; Fungi; Ascomycota; Taphrinomycetes; Taphrinales; Protomycetaceae. The record is from RefSeq and is a predicted model, not a curated record. The transcript is spliced from 2 exons. Bases 161 to 433 code for a protein of 90 amino acids.
CGUGCUCGUUGUGAAGUUGGACUUUGUUGGUUUUGAACUUUGGCCACCUUGCGACUCUCGACCAGCUACAGACUGCAGUCCGCUUCAUGGUCACUGUAAGCAGCGCUCCACUCUAGACGCGCAUCUCUGCCCUUCCUUCCUUUGACUCUAUCUUCCAAGUAUGCCUGACCAACAAAGUCCGAUCACUGCUGUCCUGCGUAGCCCGGCAGAGUUCAGUCUGCCAAGCAAAUGGACAGCCGACAUCCUCAAUCUUGACUCUACCAGAGCGAAGCAAGCAGCGCGUCUACUAGCUCUUGCAACAGGUGAUCAGCAUGCUAGAGCCUUGCUCAGUGCUUUUGAUCCAAGCUUUUUCCCCGAGUCGUUCACGGAACCAGCUCAGCAGCCUCCAACUAGCAUAGCAGCAGGUACAACCAACAACAAAAUCAUGGCUUGAUCUGACAACGAAGACGAUCUUGACCAAUGUGAUCGCCUUGCACACGAUACUCGCAUGAUCAAGGUAUCAACACGACCACGACGUGUGUCCGCGGAUGGUUGCAAGUUUACUGGGAUCCAGGCUGUCGAAUCCAUUCGCAAAGCAUUGUCGAGCCAGGGAAGGCAGUACGUCAUCUUAAACGCGUCUUCCUGUCGCUUGCCAG